UGUUGCCAUACCAUGUGGACAUGGAUGUUUUCUUCUCUGAUUGUUUGUGUUUUGUUCCUGCACACCAGUGGAUUCCAGAAAGAGGACACUCAAGCUGGUUUGGCAUCUUUUUCUUAGUUUAAUACUGUAUAAUACACUAGUCAAAUGGUUUAAAUGAUGGAACAGUAUUAAGCUGCAUGACAGCAACACUCUUGAGGCAUUACUGUAGCUCAAACAGUAGAGCAUGGCAUUAGCAAUGUCAAGGUCAUGGAUUCAAUUAUCAGGAAAUGCCUGAAACAGAUCAAAUGUUCACUUUGGUUAUUAAUACACCUGCCAAGUGCAUAAAUGUAAAUUAAUAUACUUGAGAAAAUGACUUCUGUAAUACUUAUUAAGUCAUUCUUGUGAUGACACUGUAGGGUGAAUUCAGGUAAAUUGGUUGAGAUGCCGGUCAAAAAUUGGACAAAUGUACCUGACUUCACUCUACAUUUGUUCAAGAACUGUAACCAUACUUGGUCUGCAUGUGGACCAUGUGGGCAAAUGUUUUCCUGGGUUUGCAGGUUGUAGCACAACUCCCAAUGACCUUGCGUUCAUCAUUGAUGGCUCCUCAAGCUUGGGGAUCCCUAAUUUUGAAACUGCCAAGCGUUGGCUCAUCAACAUCACCAGUGGCUUUGACGUGAGCACCAGGCACACUCAGGUGGCAGUCAUCCAAUACAGCGACACCCCUCGACUGGAGAUUCCUCUGGGAAAGCAUCAGAACAGCCAAGAACUCAUCGAGGCCAUCACCUCCAUGUCAUUCCUGGGGGGCAGCACACGGACCGGCCGUGCCAUCAAGUUUGCCACAGACCAUGUCUUUGGUAUGCCUAACCGCACAUCCCAGACUCCCAGAAACCGCAUCGCCGUGGUUCUCACUGAUGGGCGCUCGCAGGAUGAUGUUGAGGAUGCUGCCAUGGAGGCCAGAGCACAGAAUAUUGUUCUGUUUGCAGUUGGUGUGGGAAAUGAGAUAACGAACUCUGAAUUGGUGUCUGUGGCCAACAAGCCAUCUUCUACAUACGUGCUGCACGUGGAGGACUAUAAAUCCAUUGCAAGCAUAUGGGACCUGAUGGAGCAGAAACUGUGUGAAGAAUCAGUGUGUCCAACGCGGAUCUCUGGGACAGUGAACGAUCAGAAGGGCUUUGAUCUAAUGAGCCUGAUGAAGAUUGAGCAGGUGGCUCAGAAGGUUCAGGGAUCUUUGAUUUCAGAGAGAGCAUUUCAGCUCAGCGCUCAGAUGGACAUCACCCACAACACCAGAGAGAUCUUUCCAGAAGGCCUUCCACCAGCUUUUGUGUUUGUGGCCACUUUGCGCUUGAAGAAUCCAGCUCACUGGAUGAAGUUGGACCUGUUAAGGGUGUUGUCUCAGGACGGGGUUAAGCAGCUCGCCGUGACUUUGAAUGGAGCAGACAAAUCGGUCACUUUCACCUGCACCAGUACUCUAAAGAAAGAGCAGACAGUCAUAUUUAAUGCCCGAGGCAUCAAGAGGCUCUUUGACACAGACUGGCACCAGCUGAAGUUCCUGGUGAGGUACAAACACAUCACCUGUUUCUUAGACGAUGUAUAUGUGGAGGAGCAGCUCCUAGAUUCAGUUGUUCCCAUCUACAUUAACGGAAAGACUCAGGUCUCCAAGAGAAUCAAUACUGAGACUACAGUCCCUAUAGUGCUACAGAAGUUACGGAUCUACUGUGACCCCCAGCAAAGUGAGAGAGAAACAGCAUGUGAAAUCUACUCUGUGGAUAAUGACAGGUGUCCUCCGGAUCGCUCUCCUGCUGUAGAAGGUUGCGACUGUCCUAGUGGUAAACCUGGUCUGCCCGGUCUACCUGGGCCUAUGGGCUUCAGAGGGGAGAAAGGCAGAGAAGGACCUCCAGGACCUGAUGGUAAACUGGGGACACCAGGAGAAAAGGGAGCAUCUGGAGAGCCUGGCCGAGAUGGAGAGAAAGGUGAAGCAGGAGAACCAGGACAAAAAGGGGAGCGAGGGCUGGAAGGAUCCAAAGGUGAAAUGGGACCACCAGGGCCUUCAGGACCAACAGGCACUUCCAAAUUGGAUUUAGAUGACUUGGGAAUUCAAGGAAGCAAGGGAAUCCCAGGAGAACCAGGGGAAAUGGGACCACCCGGAAAACCUGGACUGAAUGGUGAACCUGGGACACCUGGUCUACCUGGACUUACUGGUCCCAAGGGAGAGAAAGGAGAUAUUGGUGUGGCAGGAUCAGAUGGACAACCUGGACUCCCUGGUAUACAAGGGCUUCCUGGAGAGAUAGGCCCUGCUGGACCUCAAGGUGAUGGAGGCAUGCCAGGACCAGCAGGUUUUACUGGACCAACAGGACAGCAGGGACCCCCAGGACCAAUUGGCCCACCUGGCAUAAAAGGUCCUCCAGGUCCAAAAGGGAAUUCAGGCUCUCGUGGACAGGGAGGGCUCCCUGGACCACCUGGUGCUAAAGGUUCAGAUGGAGAGCACGGCAUUCAAGGUCCCUCUGGCAUUAGAGGUCUACCAGGUUUUAAAGGUCAUAAGGGUGACUCAGGAUCACCUGGACCAAAGGGGAGUCAGGGUGAGAAAGGAAACCAGGGAGAACCUGGAGUUGCUGGAAAACAUGCUGAACCGGCCGUGAAAGGGAACAAAGGAGAGCCAGGUGUACAAGGGGAGCCUGGGAGCAGAGGGGCUGAUGGGAAAAAGGGAGAUGUGGGUCCAUCAGGCCCACCUGGAUCUAAAGGCUUUCCGGGUUUAGAUGGGUUACCAGGGCAACCAGGACUUCCAGGUCACCCAGGGAAUCCAGGCAAAGCACCUUCAGAAGAGCAGCUGAUGAAGAUCUGUGCUUCUGUGCUGCAGAGCCAGCUGCCACAGCUCCUGCAGGUGAUGGGUCAAAGCAGCUGCCAACAUUGUGAAACCAAACAAGGACCGCCAGGUGAUCCAGGACCCCCAGGCUCAAUGGGCCCAUCUGGACCCCCAGGGUAUCCCGGCAGAGCAGGGUCUCCAGGAUUACCGGGAUCUCCAGGGAGGAGGGGACCUGAAGGGGUAAAAGGUGAAAUUGGCCCAAUGGGUAUGAAAGGUGCUAAAGGACAGGGUGAAAUUGGGUUGCCAGGUCCACCCGGCCCAGCAGGUUUGCAGGGCCCACGUGGGAAUGACGGGGAAGGAUAUCAGGGGCCUUCUGGUCCACCAGGGAAAACUGGCACUCCAGGCACCCCAGGCAAACGUGGGCCCCCGGGACCCAUGGGAGUCUGUGACCUGUCCUCUUGUUAUCAAGCCUAUGACUUUCGGAACGAUCCUUUCAGGAAAGGACCAAACUUUUAGCAUCGGGACAGUGGGAUCAUACAGAUUCUAUGCCGUCUUUUCUUUCUCAAAUGAACAUUUCUGGUGCUCAGCAUUGACCUCAAGAACUCAUAACCUCUAAAGAAAGAUGAUCUUUACUUUAAAUAUGUGAUCUGUUUUCCUGCUUGAGAAUCUUGUGUUGUAUGUGUUAAAAUCUCUCAUGAAUCCAUGUUUUUGAUUGAUUUUGGUGCAUGCUCUGGCUGCUUUUUGCAAACAGAAAGGGACUGUUGAGCUGUUGUGCAUUAUGUUCCAAGUUUUCUGAAGAAUUUGAGCAGGAAACAGACUAAAAAAUCUAUCAUUAUUUGGUGCUCUCAAACAUUGUGCAUGUUCACACACUGUACAAACAUCAUUGAUUAUUUUGUGUCCUGUGACUAAUUUAAUUUUCAUUUUCAAUUUUCGUUUUUGGGUGUAUUGUUCCUUCAAAGAAAAUUGCUAUACUGCACUGCCCUGGGAAAGCUACCUCUGUACAGGAUGUGUAACAAGGAUAUGUUCAAAUUUGAGGAUACUUCUGCUCAAGGGCUAUUGGUUAGUUUCGAUAGGCACAUUUUUACUACUACACCAUUUUUUUAUCAUCAUGAUUAUUUAAUUAUACUUUUAAUUGUUUGAGAAUUUGUCUUGUAGUUUUUAGCAGCAAUCUUAAUAGUGUAGAUGUGGCAUGUCUAUUUUUGACUGGAUACGUUUCUGCAAAGAUUUCACAUCUAUUUAAUGUUUCCUGUUUGUUCUUUUUCAUUAAUGCAUAUAGGAUUUUAGCUUUGUCAUGUUAUUUAAUUUUUGUAAAAAAAAAUUUGAAUCAUUUAUUUGUGCAGCUGACAUUUGAAACUCUUAAAAUGGCAAUAAAUAUUUAACAGUUGUAAUAAUUUCUUAAUCAUUUUACUUCAAGUUGUCCUAAAAAAAGUAAAGUUGUCCUAAAA
Messenger RNA from Carassius gibelio (silver crucian carp), 4224 nucleotides. Its product is annotated as collagen alpha-1(XXI) chain-like. The record is from RefSeq and is a predicted model, not a curated record. Bases 443 to 3295 code for a protein of 950 amino acids. The transcript is spliced from 28 exons. NCBI's taxonomy places the organism in Eukaryota, Metazoa, Chordata, Actinopteri, Cypriniformes, Cyprinidae.